UGACUUGAGGUAUUCUCCGGGUUGAUCCUCCGAGAUGCCCCACCCAACGUAGGCGUCGCUCAAACGUAUAAAUGGCGAAGGACCGAGGCUGUCGCCAGUAACGGCGGGACCUGCCUGUCAACGGCAUCUGAAAGCGCAGCCUCCAAGUUCCAGUUGCCCCUUUCCCGGGAGACAUCAGAAUGAAGUUGGCGAGAGUUGGCUUGCUCCUGCUGUUCCUGUUCGUCACGCAGUGUCUCCUGGACGGUGCCCACGGGAAGGAGGAGAAGAAGGAUAAGCGGAGGAAAGGCAAAGGGCGCAACCGAGGGGAGUCCCAGGCCGGAGAUGCCCACAAGAAGGCACAGGCAUCUCCAGUCGAAGGGAGGAAGCAAGAGCGCUCGGCUCCACAAUCUGGUAAAAUCGUGGGCAAAAACAAGGAGGAGUGCAAGUGGACAUUGCGAGGGGAAGAGAGCGGCGAGAGGAACCUGCGCCUUGAUUGCAAAAAAGAUCACAGCGAUUACUGGUGUGAGUUCACGGGGCAUCCGUCGACCUGCCAGAAGUACGGUAGCAAUGUAAAGACCUACUGGAAACAAGUCAUCAAGGCACUGAAGAGAAAAGCAGACUGCAGCGACCCGUCGGCGGUGCUGAAAGCAAACUUGUGCAAAAGCACAAAGGCAGCGCUAAUGAAAAUGAGCCGCUCCAGCCUGUUGCCCGCGGCCGCUGCCGACCAGAAUGAUCCGAAAGCCUCAGAUGCCAAAGCGGAGGGCGAGCGUCCCGACAUUGAGCAAAUAACCGCCGAGAAUUGCAGCGAAAAGUGGGGACCCCUCUGCAAGUUCAUGCUGUUAGCCUUCGAGGGCUAAAACAAGGGGGACUGCAACACCUCUGUGUCUGCGCUGUGAUGUUUUUUUUUUACUUGCUCUGGGACUACUGUUUGUAUAGCUGAUAAAUUGUAUUAAAGUUCCACGAUUUAUAAAUAA
Messenger RNA from Leucoraja erinaceus (little skate), 953 nucleotides. Its product is annotated as fibroblast growth factor-binding protein 1-like. Lineage: Eukaryota; Metazoa; Chordata; Chondrichthyes; Rajiformes; Rajidae. The transcript is spliced from 2 exons. The record is from RefSeq and is a predicted model, not a curated record. The coding region runs from base 180 to 836 and encodes 218 amino acids. Gene Ontology annotation, biological process: cell-cell signaling. Gene Ontology annotation, molecular function: growth factor binding.